Messenger RNA from Hypoxylon trugodes, 849 nucleotides. RefSeq names its product histone deposition protein Asf1. NCBI's taxonomy places the organism in Eukaryota, Fungi, Ascomycota, Sordariomycetes, Xylariales, Hypoxylaceae. Bases 1 to 849 code for a protein of 282 amino acids. The transcript has 4 exons. Gene Ontology annotation, molecular function: histone binding. Gene Ontology annotation, biological process: DNA replication-dependent chromatin assembly; nucleosome disassembly; nucleosome assembly. Gene Ontology annotation, cellular component: nucleus. The record is from RefSeq and is a predicted model, not a curated record.
AUGUCGGUCGUAUCUCUUCUAGGUGUCAAUAUCCUGAACAACCCCGCCAAGUUCACCGACAACUACGUUUUCGAGAUUACUUUCGAAUGUCUCGAGCAGCUUGAGAAGGACUUGGAGUGGAAGUUGACCUACGUCGGCUCUGCGACUUCCGACCAGUACGACCAGGAGCUUGACUCCCUUCUUGUCGGUCCUAUCCCCGUCGGUGUCAACAAGUUCAUCUUCGAGGCCGAUGCUCCUAAGACCACCCGUAUUCCCGAUGCCGACAUCCUCGGAGUCACCGUGGUUCUUCUAACCUGCUCCUACGACGGUCGCGAGUUUGUUCGUGUUGGAUAUUACGUCAACAAUGAAUAUGAGACCGACGAGCUGAACGCCGAUCCCCCCGCUAAGCCCAUUGUUGAGAAGAUCCGUCGCAACGUUCUGGCCGACAAGCCCCGUGUUACGCGUUUCGCCAUCAAGUGGGAUUCCGAGGCAUCUGCUCCUCCCGAGUUCCCCCCUGAGCAGCCCGAGGCGGAUCUCCAGCCCGACGAGGAUGAGUACGGAGCUGAUGAGCUUGAUGAGGAUGCUGAGGAAGAGGAGGGAGCCGAAGUCGCAGCUGAUAACACCGCUGAGGCUAGUGCUACUGCUGCCGCCGCUGAUGGAGAUGCGGAGAUGGCCGGUGUUGAGGAGAACGGAGAGCCCGCUGAGGAGGAUGAGGUUUCCGACGAAGGCAGCGUCGAUCUUGAGAACGAGAGCGAAGACGAGCUUGAGGAGGAAGUUGAGGGCGAAGCUGCCGACGGCGGUGACGAUGCCAUGGAGGUUGACGACAAGCCCGCUGAUGCGGCCAAACCCCAAGAGGUCAUGGCUCAUUAG